Hemisphaericaspora subhashii is the source of this 465-nucleotide messenger RNA. RefSeq names its product superoxide dismutase (gene SOD1). Gene Ontology annotation, molecular function: copper ion binding; superoxide dismutase activity. The transcript has 2 exons. Gene Ontology annotation, biological process: removal of superoxide radicals. The coding region runs from base 1 to 465 and encodes 154 amino acids. NCBI's taxonomy places the organism in Eukaryota, Fungi, Ascomycota, Pichiomycetes, Serinales, Debaryomycetaceae. The record is from RefSeq and is a predicted model, not a curated record.
AUGGUCAAAGCUGUUGCUAUCUUAAGAGGUGAUUCUAAAGUUUCUGGUGUUGUUCAUUUUGAACAAGAAACCGAAGCUGAUCCAACUACCAUUACUUGGAAAAUUUCCGGUAAUGAUGCCAAUGCCUUACGUGGAUUCCAUGUUCAUCAAUUUGGUGACAACACUAAUGGAUGUACUUCUGCCGGACCACAUUUCAAUCCAUUGAAGAAGACCCAUGGAGCUCCAGAAGAUGAUGAAAGACAUGUUGGUGAUUUAGGUAAUGUUACUACUGAUUCUAGUGGUGUCGCUGAAGGUUCCAAACAAGAUUUAUUAAUUAAAUUAGUUGGUGAACAUUCUAUUAUUGGUAGAACUGUUGUUAUUCAUGAAGGUACUGAUGAUUAUGGUAGAGGUGGUUUUUCCGAUUCUAAGACUACUGGUCAUGCUGGUGGUAGACCAGCUUGUGGUGUUAUUGGUUUAACUGAAUAA